AUGAAGCACCACACGCAGGGGGCCCGCGCCCGCUCCUCUGCGGGGUCAAACUCACUGCGUGUAAGCGGCGGCGGCGAAGCAACUUCUAGUGAGUUCCACGAGGAGCCGCCGUUUAUCAGACCUGCUGGCGACACGCUGGGCCCUCGCUGGCGUCGUGGCAAGGAUGGCCGGCGGGGCGCGGAUCGCAAGGCAGCCCUUUUCCCUUGGCAGCGGCUGGGUCGGAGCCCUGAGCAGCGGCCGCAGAGUUCGUCGGGGCCGGUGCUGGCGAUGACGGCUCCUCCUUCGGACUGCGCUGGCGAGGCCUGCGGCGAUGGCAACAACACGGAGGACGAUCCCGCCUUAAAUGUUGCGCCGGCGGUGCCUCUCACCUCGUCGACACGCCCGCCUUCUGUUUGCACGCAACGGACAGAGCGGCAUGAUGCAGACGCCCUCCACGAGGUUGAAGGUGCCCGGCCCAAAUUACUCGCACACGAAGAGAGGCGGGUGCUUGUCUCGCCACCCGCGGGCUCGUGCGGUGGGGGUUUGGGCGAGUCGCACCGACGUCAUCCGGUUAUCCCUGCCGGGGCAGCGGCGGAGGGGGCUCAGCGUGUCGUGAAUGAGUCGCCGGGCAGCCUCGGCGCCGCUCCGUCACCCCUGUACAUCCUCGUUGCCCCGUCUUCGGCAGCCGCGGACAUCGGCGCCUCCGAGCUGCACUCUGAGGCGAGUCCACUGGCACACGCGCAGGUGCGUGUGGGGGAGGAGGUGCAACGCCAGGAAACGGGGCAGCGCGGAACCCUCGGUGGCUUCCUCGGCAACCGACGCGUUGGCUUCUUAACCUCACCGCCGCCGCAGACAUCAUGUGAUCGGUUGCCGAUGCACGCGAGUGAAGUGACAUCUUUGCUUGAUGCCGCACCGACGAGCCCCGCGGCCCGCAGGCAUCAAACGCGUUGCUCGCUUCGCACACCACCGGUGACGGAGCACCCCCCAAGCAUUGGCUCCCCGUGGCGCCCCAGGAGCGCUGUCAUUGGCUCCUGGCGCAGCUUAAGUUCGCACUGCAAACGAGCCGGAUUGCAAACCCCUGAGGUGCCUUUGCUGCUCAAACAACGCGGGGGAGACGCAUUUUGA
This is a messenger RNA of Trypanosoma conorhini, 1104 nucleotides long. RefSeq lists its product as uncharacterized. Bases 1 to 1104 code for a protein of 367 amino acids. NCBI's taxonomy places the organism in Eukaryota, Euglenozoa, Kinetoplastea, Trypanosomatida, Trypanosomatidae. The transcript has a single exon. The record is from RefSeq and is a predicted model, not a curated record.